Messenger RNA from Geodia barretti, 1116 nucleotides. Lineage: Eukaryota; Metazoa; Porifera; Demospongiae; Tetractinellida; Geodiidae. The record is from the annotation of a GenBank genome assembly.
AUGACCACGAAAACCGCGACCGGAACCGGAACCGCCGGCGCGGGGAUCGAAGCCGCGCUCGCCGCCGCCAGGGAGCGGUACCAGGAGGUAACCGAGCGGCUCGCGAACCCCGCGGUCCUCGCGGAUCCGGCAGAGCUCAGACGUCUCUCCACCGUUCAUUCCGAACUCGAGCCACUCAUCGAGGCCGGGAGCCGUCACCGGGAACUCGGCGAGCAGCUCGAAGAAGCGCUCGAGAUGGAGCAAGACCCCGAUCCGGAAAUGGCGGAGUUCGCCGCCGAGGAAGCCACCGAGACCCGCGCCAAACUGGACCGAGUCGCCGACGAGAUUCGGCGCCGGCUGCUUCCGAAAGAUCCGAACGACGACCGCAACGUGUUGCUCGAAGUGCGGGCCGGCACCGGCGGCGAGGAAGCAGCUCUAUUCGCCCGCGAGAUCUUCCGGAUGUACGAGCAGUACGCAAGGUCCAACGGGUUCCGGGUGGACGUGGUAUCCAGUCAGGAAUCCCCAGUGGGGGGCGUCAAGGAAAUCGUCUCGGUGAUCGAGGGCAAGGGCGCUUUCAGCCGGCUCAAGUUCGAAAGCGGCGUGCACCGGGUGCAGCGGGUGCCGGCUACCGAAGCGUCGGGGCGGAUUCACACCUCCGCAGUCACCGUAGCCGUGCUCCCGGAGGCGGAAGACGUGGAGAUUCAGAUCGAUGCCAAGGAUCUCCGGGUGGACACUUUCUGCUCUUCCGGCCCCGGCGGACAGAGCGUGAACACCACCUACUCCGCGGUGCGCAUCACUCACCUCCCCUCCGGUCUCGUGGUCAGUUGCCAGGACGAAAAGUCCCAGAUCAAGAACAAGGCGAAGGCGCUCCGGGUGCUGAAAUCCCGGCUGCUCGAACUGGCGCGCCAGGAGCAGCAGGACCAGGUUGCCGAGGCGCGGCGCGGACAGGUGGGCCGCGGUGACCGGAGCGAGAAGAUCCGAACCUACAACUUCAAGGAAAACCGGAUCACCGACCACCGGAUCGCGCUCACCCUGCAUUCCCUCCCGAACGUUCUGGGAGGAGAGCUCGAUUCCCUGAUCGAGCCGCUCCACGCCCGCGAACAGGCGGACCGGUUAAAGGCGCUGAACGGCCCGUGA